Opisthorchis viverrini is the source of this 552-nucleotide messenger RNA. RefSeq lists its product as hypothetical. The coding region runs from base 1 to 552 and encodes 183 amino acids. The record is from RefSeq and is a predicted model, not a curated record. The transcript is spliced from 3 exons. NCBI's taxonomy places the organism in Eukaryota, Metazoa, Platyhelminthes, Trematoda, Opisthorchiida, Opisthorchiidae.
AUGCCGAACCAUCGUUUGCCGAAGAGAGUACUGUUUUCCAUGCCCAAUUCGGAGUGGCGUAAACAGAGAGGUGGCCAACCCUUGACUUGGCAGAGGAGUAUGAAGGAGAUCACGAAACGCUUGGGUGCUGUCGGUGCUACUCGCCUUCCAGGAUGGGGACCGCCUGAAUGUGCUGCACGCAGGCCGCCUCAUGAUUCAGUUGGCACGAUAUUCGAGAUAUCGCAGUAUAUUUUCAUAAAGGAAACUACUCACAAGGUUGCUGAAAACUCUUCGACAGCCCAAGACCGGUUUCGCCCUUCUUGGGACUCAUCAGGUAGGCGCAAUCUCCGGGUCUCCGUCAACCUUAUGAUCUACUUGGACCCAAAGAUUUGUGUCAAAUAUGGACGACCCAGUGGCGGACAGUUGAUGAUUUGGAAACCAAGCAUGAAGUACUUUAACAGUAAACUCGAAACCACUAGUAAAUGCCGCCUUUUCCAACGGGGCCCACCAGAUAAGACAAAACAAAGCCCAACGACCCUGGCAGCUAUGGCUGUGUCACACAGCCACUUGUAG